AUGGAUGGGAAAACUGAGGUUGUCUAUAGGUCAUUGGGAAACUUUUUGAGGUGUCUUACCAAGGAGCGUGGUAAGUCAUGGGAUCUCAUACUUCCUCAAGCAGAUUAUGCUUAUAAUGAUCGUCUUAACCGAAGCAUAGGAAGGAGUCCUUUUGAAGUUGUGUAUGGCAUGAUUCCAAGAGGUGUAUAUGAGUUGAGAGAUCUAAAAGGGAUGGAAAGAAGGAGUGCACAAGGAGAGAAUUUUGCAAUAGCAAUGCAUGAUAUCCAUCAAAAAGUGAAGGAAACUCUUCAAAAGAGUGCAGAAAGAUAUUUAGCUUGUUUGGAAAACAAAGAUCUAGCAUGCAAAGAAUAUUUCUUAGAGUUACAGAAGAAAAAGCUUUUCUCUGAUCUGGUUCCCAGUUUUGUCCAUAUUCUUGAAGGAAGUGCCUCUGGCAGUAAAAAUGCAAAAAGGAAAAGUGUGAUCUCUCCCCCAAGAUCAAUAGAGAAGACAAAAAGUGAAGUUGCACAUGAGGUUAUUUCUCUUGAUGAUUUGGAAUCAUCUGUUGUGAUUAAGGACAAUCAUGUUGCUGAAGAAAGAAAAGAUGAGGAAGAUGAUACGUGCAGUAUUGAUAAUAUUUUUAGUUUGCUAAAGGAAGAAGUUGGAUUGAAAAAGUUUGAUAGUAUUGUUGACAUCAUGCCAGAUGUCUUGAGUGAAGUGCUUAAAGAUUAG
This is a messenger RNA of Cryptomeria japonica (Japanese cedar), 708 nucleotides long. RefSeq lists its product as uncharacterized. The transcript is spliced from 3 exons. Gene Ontology annotation, molecular function: nucleic acid binding. NCBI's taxonomy places the organism in Eukaryota, Viridiplantae, Streptophyta, Pinopsida, Cupressales, Cupressaceae. The coding region runs from base 1 to 708 and encodes 235 amino acids. The record is from RefSeq and is a predicted model, not a curated record.